AUGGUAUCUCACGUCUAUGCACCUCCACCAAUCAACCAGAUCAACCCCAAAUAUGUCGAGGCAGGUAUGGAACCCAAAUUCGUUGAGUUAUACAACAAGUACAAUGUGGGCAGGCUGGCUACUCACCAGGUUCCAAUAGAAGAAUAUAGAAAGGAUCCUAUGAAGUACACCAUCGCGUAUGGGAGAGAAAUAGUUGCCUUUGAUGGAAAAAUUGAAGAUCUCAAGGUCCCUGUGGAAGGGGGAGACAUUGUUGUCAGAUACUACAUUCCAAAAGAAGCUUUAGAGGAUCCCAAACCCAGGCCGGCAUUCUUUGCCUUCCAUGGUGGAGGAUGGGUUUUUGGAGGUCUCAGUAUUGACGACGAUUACUGCAAACGUGUUUGCAACGAAACAGGUGCAGUUGCGUUUAACGUGGACUACAGGUUAGCUCCGGAAUUUCCGUUUCCAACUCCACUGACUGAUUGCUGGGAAGCCCUCAAAUACGUCAUCAACCAUGCUGAGAGGUUCAAGGUCGACAAGUCCAGAGUAGCGGUAGGUGGAGGCUCUGCUGGAGGUCAUUUGUCAGCUGUCAUUUCGCACAAGGCGAGAGAUGCAGGAAUCAAAAUCUGCUACCAGAUUUUGGGAGUCCCAAUUUGUGAUGCCACAGCUGUUACUCCGGAUGGAAGUAAGGUGGCUCCAGGCUGUCCAUAUCCCAGCUGGACCGAAAACUACGACAACCCCUUGUUGUCGUUUGACAGAAUGUCUUGGUUUUACAAGCAAUUUCUGGGUUCUCCAAGACCUGCUAAGUAUGACAACGAUCCUGAGGUCAGUGUCAUCAAAUCUACCAACUUCAAAGACCUUGCCCCUGCCAUUGUCAUAACUGCCGAAUUUGACGUUUUGCGCGACGAAGGUGAACAAUACGGCAAACUGCUCCAAGACAAUGGAGUUCCGUGCGAAGUGGUCAGAGUGCCUGGAACGGUUCAUCCUUUCAUGACAAUGGACGAUGUCCUUGACAGUGGCAAAACAUACAAUAGGAUCACAAUCGCAGGUUUGAAAAAGGCGUUCGCUUGA
This is a messenger RNA of Kuraishia capsulata CBS 1993, 1047 nucleotides long. RefSeq lists its product as uncharacterized. The coding region runs from base 1 to 1047 and encodes 348 amino acids. The record is from RefSeq and is a predicted model, not a curated record. Gene Ontology annotation, molecular function: hydrolase activity. The transcript has a single exon. Lineage: Eukaryota; Fungi; Ascomycota; Pichiomycetes; Pichiales; Pichiaceae.